Molecule: messenger RNA, 1236 nt
Organism: Caenorhabditis briggsae
Lineage: Eukaryota; Metazoa; Nematoda; Chromadorea; Rhabditida; Rhabditidae
Gene: Cbr-rpn-6.2
Product: Protein CBR-RPN-6.2
Exons: 6
Coding region: 1-1236 (411 amino acids)
Biological process (GO): ubiquitin-dependent protein catabolic process
Cellular component (GO): proteasome regulatory particle, lid subcomplex
Molecular function (GO): structural molecule activity
Source: RefSeq, a predicted model, not a curated record
AUGUCGUCUACACCAGUCACCUUGAAAGCUGUACAAAGCGAAGUAUCUGCACGAAAUGCAAAAUCAUCGGAAGCUGAAGUUAAGCGAUGCGAAGAUCUCAUUCUUUCCUAUGCGAAACAGCUCGCAAAAGAAAAGGACAUCACUGGAAUCCGAACUCUCGUCAAAUCGAUUCAAAACUUCUACGAUCUUGUCGGAAAGGCUAGAGCUAGUAAACUGAUCAGAGACAUUGUUGAGUUUGCUCUCACCGUUGAACAAGGAAAACAAGAGAAGGAAGAGAAGAUUGAUCUUCUGAAAAAUUGCAUCGAAUGGGCUACAUCCAAUAAAAGAGAGUUUCUGCGACGCAGUCUUCAGGCUCGUCUCGUUCGUCUUUAUAACGAUGUUCGUGAAUUCACUGAAGGUCAAAAACUUGGACAAGAACUUUCGAAGGAAUUGAAAAAAUUGGAGGAUCGAGAAUUGCUUAUCGAGGUCUCCAUCGAGGAGAGUAAGUGUGCUUUUAAUCUGAAUAACUUGAGCAAGGCAAAAACUGCACUUCUGACUGCCAAGACUAGUAGCAACUCGGCAUUCGCGUCUCCACAACUACAAGCCGCCGUUGAUAUGCAAUCCGGUGUUUUAUACUCAGCUGAAGAGAGAGACUACAAAACGUCUUUCUCCUACUUCUACGAAGCAUUCGAGGGAUACGGAAGCAUCGGAGACAAGGUCAAUGCAACGGGAGCAUUGAAAUAUAUGAUUCUUUGCAAGAUCAUGCUCAAUGAGACCGAACAAAUUCCGGCGAUGCUAUCCACCAAAGAAGUUCUUCCCUACAACACGAGUCCACGAAUUGUGGCGAUUCGUGCAAUGGCCGAUGCGUUUCGUAAAAGAAGCUUGAAAGAUUUUAUGAAGGCUUUGGAAGAACAUAAAAAGGAGUUGGUUGAGGAUAAAGUCGUCGCCGUGCAUUCUCAAAAUCUCGAGAGGACUAUGCUAGAGAAGGAAAUCUCUCGUGUCAUUGAGCCCUACUCAGAAAUUGAGCUUUCCUACAUAGCCAGAGUCAUCGGAAUGACCGUCCCGCCCACCGAGAAAGCAAUUGCGAGAAUGAUUCUGGACAAGAAACUGAUGGGGAGCAUCGACCAACACGGAGACACCGUCGUCAUCUAUCCGAAGGCUGGAGCCACGAAGCAAUUCACUCGGGCUCUCACAACUAUUCGUGAGCUCACUAAGACCGUGGAUGUGUCCUAUUCCCGUACCAAAGUCAUCAAAUGA